Eruca vesicaria subsp. sativa (arugula) is the source of this 249-nucleotide messenger RNA. NCBI's taxonomy places the organism in Eukaryota, Viridiplantae, Streptophyta, Magnoliopsida, Brassicales, Brassicaceae. The record is from the annotation of a GenBank genome assembly.
AUGCCCGUCAGAAACAACCUCUUUUCUUGUAGUGUUACAAAAGUUAUGAACAUUGCUAAGAUGAUGAAAGAUGAGUACAAUGAUAAAGAUUGCUCGCUUUUGGGUAUUGGAGGUGUUGAAACUGGCUAUGAUGGAGCUGAAUUCAUUCUCCUCCGAUCAAACAUUGUACAGAUAUGCAUUGGUGUGAUGGUGCAUGGAUAUGGUCGUGUGAUAACCCUAUGCGCCGAGCUUCAAGAUUUUAUGGAAUAA